Messenger RNA from Cavenderia fasciculata, 825 nucleotides. It is a transcript of the gene eIF3s12, whose product is annotated as eukaryotic translation initiation factor 3. Gene Ontology annotation, cellular component: cytoplasm; eukaryotic translation initiation factor 3 complex. Bases 1 to 825 code for a protein of 274 amino acids. The transcript has 4 exons. The record is from RefSeq and is a predicted model, not a curated record. NCBI's taxonomy places the organism in Eukaryota, Evosea, Eumycetozoa, Acytosteliales, Cavenderiaceae. Gene Ontology annotation, biological process: regulation of translational initiation. Gene Ontology annotation, molecular function: ribosome binding; translation initiation factor activity.
AUGGAAAACGAAGAUCAACAACAACAAGAGCAAGAUCAACAAGAGCAACAACAACAACAAGAUGAUGUUGAUUUGUCAACUCUCUCGACUGCCGACAAGAUCGAAUAUAUUACCGGUUUGAUUGCCGACUCUUACAAUAUAAACAUUGCACCAAAGCUCGAGCAAUUCGUCGACAUUCAAAUCGCAGAGACCAUCUAUCACUUCCAAGCCAACCUCACCCUCCUCAAGCUCUACCAAUUCAAUCCUUCUGCCCUCAACAAGGACUACAUUGCUAAAAUGUUGGCCAAGGCUAUCAUGAACUUCCCAACAAACGACUUUUUGUUCUUAUCAUACAUGAUUCCAUCUUCAAUGCAAAAGGAAGAACCAUUAUUGAAGCUUUUUGUAUUAAAUGGAUUAAUUGAAACAUGUAAAUUUAAGGAGGUUUGGGAACACGUUGAAAAGAAUGAAGCUUUCUUCUCUGCCAUUCCAAAUUUCAUUAGCACUCUUCAUAGAAAUAUAGGAUCAAACAAAGAGGAGGAAGAGUAUACAUAUGUACUCUUACACACAGACUCAGAGACAAUCAUGAUAAAGAUAGAUUAUGCUUACAAUCUAUUUCCUUUUUUAAAAUAUAAUAAUAUAGUCGUCUCAAGUGUAUUGGCCAUCACUUAUUCAAAUGUUACAUUACCAAUGUUGGGUGAACUUGUAAACCUUCAAUCACCAAAGUUGGAGGAGUAUCUCUCUGCCAAACCAAACUGGAAGAUCAAUGGAAAUGUUGUUUCUCUACAAAGUGAAUCUCAUAAGCAAAAGAAAUCUGAUACCUUUACUUUUGAUCCAGUUACUGGUUAA